UUCUUUACCAUAGCAGUUGAGAAGUGUUUGUGAGAGUUGUCCACAUUUUACCAGUAUUAAAGCAUAUAUACUUUAAACAAAAUUAUGUGUAAACGCUAUUGUAAUUAAUGUAAUGGCGUAAGGCAUCCUUAUGUAUUAAUAUUAUUUGAUACAUAAUCAACAUGCGUUGGACGUUCAAUCUGACUGUCUUGAUAACUAAAGCUAGCUACACAGCUAACGGGGUUGAAGGAGCUGUCACUGGAGCAAAGAGCAAAUAUAAUCAAAUGUGACAUGAUCAUACAGUUAUUUUAGACUCUAUAAACACAAGUAUGAUCAUGCAUAAUUCAAAUGUAUAUCCAGAUUCCAAAUAUAUUCUUCCUUCUUCAGUCAUUAGAUUUGAUGUGCUGUUGAAGGCGGUCGGUGACACGCCCAUCAUGAAGACAAAAAAAUGGACUGUGGAGAGAGGCAGGACAGUACAGUCCCUCGCGCAGUUCAUCUCACGCUUCCUCAAACUGGAGCCUAGCGAACAAUUGUUCAUUUACGUCAAUCAGUCAUUUUCUCCAUCACCAGACCAAGAAGUGGGUGUACUUUUUGAGUGUUUUGGAAGUGAUGGGAAACUAGUUCUCCAUUACUGCAAGUCCCAGGCCUGGGGAUGACCGUGCAGCCUGUGCAUCUCUCUCUCUCUCUCAUUUAUACACCUGCACACAUACAGAAACACUCACCUUUUCACAUCAUUAUAGUUUAUGUAACUUAUUGAUUAUUUUUAUUUUUUUGUAAAUAAUAAAUUGUAAAUACUAUUGUAAAACAUUGUGUCAUCUCAUGGGAAACAAGUGAAUUGUGAAGAGGGGUGGAGGUGGGGGGAGGCGAUGGUUGGAAAUAAUAUGAUCACCAAAUACCCUCAGCAACAAAUGUAGAUGGAUGUUUGUAAUAUUUAAGCUGAUGCAGAAAUGAUUUACAGGGAAAGGAGCAAUAUGUGACACUCAGUAUUACACUGUGAUUACUUUUUUCCAGUGGGGGCAGGUAGAAUGUCAGGACAGAACUGGGCACAUGUGGGGUGGAGGAGACAGGGUGGUAAGAGCAGGUUACAAUGUGUGGGAUGAAAACAUGUAAAAGAAUCAAGAAUAGAAAGAUUUAGACAGUGCUAACACAUGGACUAAAGCGGGAUUAUGGAUGUUGGGGUUAGACUGUGACACCAAUUUCCAAGGAAAGGCAGGAAAAGGAGGAUAUUGGUGAAGGAUUGUACCAAAAAAGGGGAAAACCUGAAAUAAGAGCAAAAGGAUAAGGAGAUUAACUUCAUGGUCAAACAUAGAGCACUGCGAGAACUGCACUGAAGAUACAAAAAGGAAUGAAAAUGAAUGGAUUGAAUUAAGAAGAAAUUGAUGGUGAGCAUGAUGUAAGGAGAUUAAAGUUCUCAGGUAAAAUUCAACAUUUUAUAUGCAGGAUAUAUAUUUUUUUAUUUCUUAAAAAGGUUUGUAAAUAUAAAAUGUACAUUUAAGUAGGUGCAGAGCUUUUGUAAAAUCUCG
Molecule: messenger RNA, 1502 nt
Organism: Myxocyprinus asiaticus (Chinese sucker)
Lineage: Eukaryota; Metazoa; Chordata; Actinopteri; Cypriniformes; Catostomidae
Product: ubiquitin-like protein ATG12
Exons: 4
Coding region: 309-635 (108 amino acids)
Biological process (GO): nucleophagy; autophagosome assembly; autophagy of mitochondrion
Cellular component (GO): Atg12-Atg5-Atg16 complex; phagophore assembly site membrane; cytoplasm
Source: RefSeq, a predicted model, not a curated record